GUUGGUAUGUUCCGUUUCACUUCCUCCUCAUGCGACAACAAUUCACUUCACAUGGGGUCCUGCUUGCUGGGCUGUUCUACUCGAUAUACCAACGUAAUCUAAUGAAAUUGACAAAAAGUAAUUUGUGGUAACAAGUAAGACUAAACCUAAAAUGGGUAAGAAGAAGUCUGCCAUGGGGCUCGGGAGAUCGUUGAUAAAGGAGAGACUCAACGCAGGCCGAGGCAACAAGAGGGGCGAUACUUGGCUCCACACCAGUGAACUGAACGAUGGCUACGAUUGGGGUCGUCUCAACCUGCAGUCAGUGACUGAGCAGAGUUCUAUGGAUGACUUCCUUGCAACUGCAGAAAUGGCAGGGACUGAGUUUGUUGCAGAAAAGCUCAACAUCAAGUUUGUGCCAGCUGAAGCUCGGGCAGGAUUACUGACAGCCGAGGAGAUGGCAAAGUUGAAAAUGCUGCACGAAGAGAACAAACAACUCCUCAGAAUUCCACGAAGGCCUCACUGGGAUGAGAGCACCAGUCCAGAUGUCCUCCAGCAGACAGAGAGAGACAGCUUCUUGGAGUGGAGACGAGAACUGGCACUACUUGAAGAAGAGCAGAAAAUGAUUCUCACCCCUUUUGAAAGGAAUUUGGAUUUCUGGAGACAGCUCUGGCGAGUGAUUGAGAGGAGUGACAUCGUUGUUCAGAUCGUUGAUGCCAGAAACCCAUUGCUGUUUCGUUGCCCUGACCUGGAGUGCUAUGUCAAGGAAGUGUCCCGGGACAAGGUGAACUUGCUGCUGGUGAACAAGGCUGACCUGCUUACCCGGGAGCAGCGGAGGAUCUGGGCCAGAUAUUUCCAGAGAGAGGGCCUCCAUGCUGUUUUCUGGUCUGCACUGGUGGAGAAUGAGAGGCUGGAGGCAGAGGAGAAGGGAAUGGAAGUGGAGGAGCAGGAAGAUGAACAGAGCGAAACAGAAAAUGAAGACGAGGGAAUGCCAGACAACGACAAUGUGAGCCGAAGACAGGAGGUAGAGGAUAACAGGGGGAAGGAUGAGGAAGAGAGUGAGGAGGAAGAUGAGGAGCAGCAGAGAGGGGAGCAGUUUGAAGACUGUGUAGCAGAGGGAGACUGGCAGACCUGCUCAGAGGCAUCAGAGGGUGAGGAAGCAGACGACGAAGAGAGUAUAGACGGCUCCACCCACAACUCCUCCUCCUUCCACAACUCCAGUCGCCUGCUGACCAAAGACGAGCUGCUGGCCAUAUUUAAGGCUGCUCACGAUGGGCCAACGUUGAAAAAGGGCGAGCUCACAGUGGGGCUGGUGGGGUAUCCCAAUGUGGGAAAAAGUUCCACCAUCAACACUAUUCUGAGAAAUAAGAAGGUGUCCGUCUCAGUCACGCCUGGGCACACCAAGCACUUUCAGACGCUGUACGUGGAGCCAGGUCUGUGUCUGUGUGACUGCCCCGGCCUGGUCAUGCCCUCCUUUGUGGCCACUAAAGCUGAGAUGAUCUGCUGUGGGAUCCUGCCCAUCGACCAGAUAAGAGACCACGUGCCUGCCAUCUCCCUCGUGUGUCAGACUAUUCCUCGGGAUGUGCUAGAGGGCACCUAUGGCAUAAACAUCAUCCGCCCGCGAGAGGACGAGGACCCCGACCGCAUACCCAACUAUGAGGAGCUACUGAUGGCCUACGGAUACAUGAGGGGCUUCAUGACGACACACGGACAGCCUGACCAGUCGAGAUCAGCCCGCUACGUCCUCAAGGACUACGUUGUUGGGAAACUGCUUUACUGCCAUCCUCCUCCCCACAUCAGUGCAGCAGACUUCCAGCCCCAGCACAGCAAGUUCCAGUCCGGAGAUGCAGACGGUAAAGACUCCAAGACAGGCCACAAACAGAGCAAAGUCAAGAGACAUGAGAAUCUGGUGGACAAGAACUUCUUCCAUCAGGAGAAUGUUCGAGCACUCACCAAGGGGGUCCAGUCUUAUAUGGGCUACAAGCUAGGCAGCAUAGGCCAACGUGAACAGAUAGGUCAAGGUCAACUUGGCACGGAACAGCCUGUGGUCAAACCCUGGAAGAAGCAUGGCAAUAGAAACAAGAAAGAGAAAGUGCGCCGACUCACCAAGCACCUGGAUGCCUGAAGAACAUCUAUAAACUGUUAGAAAUCGCUGAUAGUUUAAAGUGGAAUGGAGUGUUAACCCACAAAGGACUUUUCAAUGCAAUUCCACAGGAAUUGGUGCUUUGUUGUACGUAGAUACUGGCCAACAGUAACCUCCAUUGCAUUUUGCAAUAUUGAGAACCAGGGAUUUUUUUAAUUUAAUGUUUAUUUAACUAGGCAAGUCAGUUAAGAACAAAUUCUUAUUUUCAAUGACGGCCUAGGAACAGUGGGUUAACUGCCUUGUUCAGGGGCAGAACAACAGAUUUUUACCUUGUCAGCUCGGGGAUUUGAUCUAGCAACCUUUCGGUUACUGGCCCAAUGCUCUAACCACUAGGCUACCUGUCACCCAAGGUUGCCUUUUGAUAUAAAAACAUUCUGAAUUAUCAUGCAUUGCAGUGAUGAUACAUUCCACCAUUUGAUUAUGAUUGAGUUGUGCAACAAAUCUCAAAGAUAUGAGUGUAGCAACAAGAGCAGAGUAGGGGGUCAACUAAAUUCCAGGAAUUUCUGAAAUGUAAUAAAAUUGAGCCUUACUCUGAACCAGAGAGAAGUAAUUGCUAAGGAGAUCAAUCAAUCAAGAUGUAUUUGGUUAUGUGUUUGUUACAUAUACAGAAAGUUCAGACUUGUACUUUACAGAGAUAAAGAACUGCCGAAAUAAAGGAAACAACAAAGUGUCUUAA
Molecule: messenger RNA, 2795 nt
Organism: Salmo salar (Atlantic salmon)
Lineage: Eukaryota; Metazoa; Chordata; Actinopteri; Salmoniformes; Salmonidae
Source: RefSeq, a predicted model, not a curated record